This is a messenger RNA of Paramisgurnus dabryanus, 3030 nucleotides long. Lineage: Eukaryota; Metazoa; Chordata; Actinopteri; Cypriniformes; Cobitidae. The record is from RefSeq and is a predicted model, not a curated record.
UUAAAGCAGGUAUCUUAUACAGGUUGCAUUAGCAAUUUUAAUGGAAAAAGUUUAGGGUUACGGCACUUUGUGCAGUUUUAUAUAAUACACCUGAUUAUUAAAGGUAAUUUAUAUCCUGUUGGCAUGUUUAAACACGCUUGCAUGCACAACAUAUCACAGUCAUUUGGGGUGUGAUUCACAAACUCAUCUAACUAGCUGAGGACAAUAUACUGGUUGUAACCUCACUGACGUCUCUGUUGAUUUAGUGAUAACAUAAACCGUGAACUUCAUUCUUGUGUGUGGUGUAGACAUGGAGAAGAUGGUUGAAUGCUGUCUGGCUUUAAUUUACAUCUUGCUCACGGUUGCAAGUGUUGGGUUAUUGGUAGUGAAGAUUGUGGAGGGCCGGUCGGUGAGUUGGUUGGUUGUCCUGAUGGUGUCUGGGGGGAUAUUAAGCUGUUUGGUCCAUUCAUAUGUUCUUAAAGUGGGAUUAGUCAGUGUAGUGUGUGGUUUGGUGCACUACAUAGGGAGAAAUGAAGUCAUGCUGCCUGUCCUGAAUAGAUCCGUUCUGAUCACAGGUUGCGAUUCCGGUCUGGGUCAUGAUCUGGCCAGGUUUCUGGACACUGCAGGAAUGAGGGUGUUUGCAGGGGUUCUGGAUGAGUCGAGUCCUGGAGCUGUGGAGCUGAAGAAAGCCUCAUCCUCAAAACUCACUGUUGUCCAGUUAGACAUCACAAACAUGAGCCAGAUCAAGCAAGCUUAUCAGUACAUCCAGAGUCAAACAGGUGAAACAGGUCUCUGGGGACUGGUGAACAACGCUGGAGUGCUGGGAUAUGUGUGCGAUGCAGAACUUUUGCCAAUUCAGUUUUAUCGAAAAUACUUGGAAGUCAAUUUCAUUGGUAGUGUGGAGGUAACACAGAUCUUUCUGCCUCUCAUACGGCAAUCGAAAGGAAGAAUUAUCAGCAUAUCGAGUAUGGCAGGAGAAAUCCCUCUUCCUGGAUUUCCAGCGUAUGGGGCAUCUAAAGCAGCUCUGAGCGCAUACAGUGGAACAAUAAGACAGGAACUGUUCCGCUGGGGAGUCAAAGUCAUUGUUAUUCAACCCGGAGCUUUCAAAACCAAUAUUUUGGGCAAUAGAGAGCAUUGGGUUCGCGUUCAUAAUGAGAUCGUCAGCGGUCUGUCACCGGACGUGAUGGAAGCGUAUGGUGAAGAGUACAUUAGCUCAUUGCAGGAGCGGCUGGUUAAGAUGACUUCAUCAUCGAGCUCAAACCCAGGGCAGUUUCUGGAUGCUUUGAAACACGCGUUACUCUCCUCAAGACCUAAACCCUUUUAUUACCCAGGAGCUGCAGCUUGGGCACUUCCAUUUUUCUACAGACACAGCCCCACCUUCCUAUCUGACAUGAUUUUCUCACGCAUCUUUAUGCCUCGGGACGUCAGACCAGCACAACUCUGAACGAUUACCAACUAUGAAACCCUGCUCACAUGACUAGUUUACUGCUAUGAGAUUUAGAGCAUUAAAGUUGUCAUAACCACAAAAAUGACAAAAACAUGUAAUCUGUGAUGAUUAAUGCUGUAAUUGACAGAUUAAUAACUAAGCUAAUAUACAAUACUUACCCCUGGUUUUACACACAAGGCUUGAGGCUAGUCCAAGACUAAAACACAAGUUUGAGCUGUCUCAAGAUAUAUACACCAGUAACGUCUUUUUCUAAGUCAUGUUUAUAAAUGAUGCUUAAACAUCUUCAUUUAACUAAGGCCUAGUCCUGACUUUAGCCAAGCCUUGUGAGACCAGGCCUUAAAGGUGCCAUAGAAUGUAAAACUGUAUUUAUCUAAACAUAGAUGAAUAAUAAGAGCUCUGUACAUGGUAAUGACCUAUCCAACUUGGUUUCCUCCUCCUUAUGUAAACCUUGUGCAUGCAAAAGACCGCUGGAAAGCAGACCAAUCUCAACAUAACACCAAUUGUGACGUUACAGUCGAGAUGAACUCCACCAACGUUAAAUUACACAUUAAAUUAAGGACAAUGUUGUGACUGCUGGGUUAAUACUAUAUGCUAAUAUUUAGGCUGAAGUUCUAUUGACGUUACAGUUACGUUUUGCAGGUCAAGACUGUAAAAAAUGUACCAUUCAGAAACAUUCAUUAACAAUCUCCAAACGAUUGAUUAAUUCUUUAAAUUCUGUAUCUUUGUCUGAUAGUGAUGGGCGAUAUCGAAGCACGCUUCAUGUGGCUUCGAAACAUUUACGAAUCUUUUGUUUCGAAUCAUUGGUUCGGAGCUUGUUUCAAACUGGCCAAAGUCACGUGAUUUUAGCAAACGAGGCUUCAUUACGUCACAACUGUUUCGAAAAUCUGACGAUUCACCACUAGGGGGAGUUGAUCACAAUGACCAGUGUAGAUGAACUCGGUUAAGUUUUAUUGUAAAAGUUUAUAGAACAUUCAUCCUUCUGACUAAUAACACUACCAUUUUGUCUACUUUUUGUUUAUAGACAAAUUUAAUGACAAAAAUGUGCAUAAUUAAAAAGGAAGUUUGUUUUAAUGAUUUGUUUGCCAUAAAUAAAACUAAAUACACAGAAUACACUUUUAAUUAUGUCUUAAUUAAAUAAAAGAAUGUAUUUUUCUUAAAAACAUAUUUUCAGAACAAUCUUGCUAUUAUUUUGUAAAAAGUGUAAAUAGUUUGGACAGAUCUUGCUGCUUUUACACUAUUUUGACCAGCAGGUGUCGCCAGCGUGUAUGGUGUUUCGAACGCUACGAAAAACUGAAUCAAUUUACGAAGCAAUUGGUUCAAAGCCUCAAAAAGCUUUGCUUCUCCCAUCACUAUCUGAUAAAGGCUUAAACAAGAUCUGUUUACACACACACAGCUACAUAAAUGAGCUGCUCUGUGAAACAGCCAAUCAGAGCAGAGCUCAACAUUAUUAUUCAUGACCCUUUCAAAUUGAUAAAAAAAAAAGUAAAACCGUCUCUGAAUUUAAAUUGCACUUAAUAAAGCCACAAACCUUCUAUGUAGAUAUCAAAGAACUUAACAGAUUAUCUCAAUGCAUUCUUUGGCACCUUUAAGUUUUUAUUUAUAAC